CCGAAUUACACACAUGCAAGAAUAGCUCAGAGCCACUGGAUUUGCCAACCCUCCGGUUUUUAACAAUACGAAUGAAUGCAGCCAUGCACCGUAAGAAAUGGCUGUUGAGGAGCUGAACUGAAGUUGUGUGAACUAUCUGUUCUUUACGAUCCUGUGGCUAAUAAAGACAAUCUUCUAACAGGUUAAGAUGUCUGGAUCUAUGUCAGCUAAUAGCCCUGCAAGCCUGGAUGACACUGAUGUUGCUUUCCAGAAUGCAAGGUAAGGUACUUGCACCAUCGCAUCUGCAGGCGAUGGCUGGGCUUCCCUUCGUGCUGGCCUGCAACAUUACUAUGGAGAAAGGGGAGGUUUUAAAACAGGUGCUGUGGUUGGACAUGACAAAUAAAACUAUACUACACUAUCAGCCAGAUAAGUACGACCACAUCACCAGAGUGGAUGGAGUCGAGCUUUCACAGCAAACCGCAGCUCCACAAGCUCACACCAGUGUUAUCACCAUCAGAAGAGCUGCACCAGCCAAUGAGGGCUGCUACCACUGUCUAUUUGAUGUCUACCCAUCUGGGCAGCAGAGAGGAAGGACGUGUCUUUCACUUACGGCAAUGGUGGAGCAGAUGGACAAUAAAACAGUUGUGAGUGGAAAGCCUGUUACCUUUUUGUGCAACUACAUCCUCAGUAUGCGGGUCCGGCAGGUUUUGUGGAAGAAAACAGCUGAGCAAGGAGACUCCGCCACUGUUGCCUCUUAUGUCAAGCAUAGCAAACCAGUCGUUACCAGCCCUUUCAAGAGUCGGGUUUCUCUAAAUCCAUCACUCGGCCAGACCAGGCUCUCCAUACACCAGGCUCAGACAGAGGAUGAGGGCUGUUACACCUGCGAAUAUCACACAUAUCCAGAUGGCAUCAAGAGCACAACGGCUUGCCUUUCUGUUUAUGUGCUCCCCAACCCGGAGGCCAGUUACGUGACCGUAUCACAGGGCAUCAUUGAGGCAAACUGCUCAGCCAUGUCCCGUCCUGCAGCCGAGAUCUCAUGGAACGUGGAGGGUCAUAAUCAAACUUUGGGCCCUGCCGUAAUAUCAUUUUACCAGCAAGGGGACGGCACCACAAUGGUGGUCAGCUCUAUUCAACUGCAGAGCGAACUACUGGACGAUGAGCUUGUGAAAUGUGAAGUUCAUCACCAGGGUCUUGAGGCAGCCAUAUAUGUGUCUCUCAAUAAAUCUAGGAAUGGCCAUGUCAUUCUGAUUUCAGCCAGCUGCGUGGCCCUUGUGCUGAUCCUAUGUCUGUGUGUCUGCCUAAAGAAGUGUUAACUUCACCUGCUGAUUUGGUUGACUGAAAGGAAGGACAUUGCUGCUACAGUAUAUGUUCAGAUGUUCAAUCCGACCAAACAACAGUGUCUUCUGUCUGAAUCACAGAGCAAUAUGAGUCAGUGUCUUCUAAUAUGACUGAUAUUCAGUGUAAACAAACAUUUAAUCCACACUCUCAACACUAAACACUUUAUUUAUUGUAGAGUGUAUAUUUUAGUAAAGGCUUUUUAGUAGCCCAACUGUGCUGAAUCAUUCUCUUAAAACUUACUUUAAUCUAAACACACUCCUAUUAUCUGAAAGUUGACCUUCUGUAACAAUAGAAACGGAAGUACAAAAUAUAUAUUAUUGUAAGCUUUACUGAUGUUUUGACGGGUGUUACCAAAAACAGUUUUAUCAGGGGAAACACUCUUUUAGGCAUGAGCACCUUUUUGACCUUUUGGUGCCAAGUUAUUUUCUUGAUGUUUGGAUUCAAGUAUUACAGACAUUUUCCCACUAGAGGGAAGUACACUCAUAGCUUUUAAUGUUUAGCCCACCUGCAUCAUUGUUUAAAUUGGGUUUUUCCAUUCCCCUUCCUUUCACACCGCUGUGUUUCAUGUUUCGUGUAACCUUUUCUGAAUUCUAUGAAAUAAUAAAGUAAACAUGCAUUGAAAUGUAAA
Molecule: messenger RNA, 1945 nt
Organism: Danio aesculapii
Lineage: Eukaryota; Metazoa; Chordata; Actinopteri; Cypriniformes; Danionidae
Exons: 8
Coding region: 228-1292 (354 amino acids)
Molecular function (GO): cell-cell adhesion mediator activity
Source: RefSeq, a predicted model, not a curated record